CGCCAUAGAAAUCACAAAAUUCCGACCUGAAACGGCGACGCCGUCGCGCGGCGCUUCCCAAUCGACGACUCCUCUGCCGAUUUCCUGAUUAUUAUUUUUUUUUCUUCGUCGUCGUCGUCGUCGUCGUCGUCGCCGCCUUCGCCGCCUUCGAUUCGAACGAGCUCUAGGAGAGCAAUGGAAUCGUAGGGUGGGAGCAGGGAUUGUGUUGGCGAGUGGAGUGGUAAUUUGCUGCCCCCGCCCCACGGCGGGCGGUUGGUGGGGGUGGGGAGGAUUUCUAAUCCCAUUUCGAUGGCUCGAUCGGCGGCUUAAUUGCGAAUUUCAAAUCGCGGUGAAUUUCUCGUGGACUCCGGAGGCGGCGCCGGCGGCGGAGGAGGAGGCGGGGUGAAGGGCGUGGACCGGCCACCGUAGCGCGGAUGCAGUACCACUACCGCAGCAGGCUGCCCCCGCCGCCGCCGCCGCCGUUCGGGCGAGGCGGCGGUGGCGCAGGGUACCCGCGCGGGCACAGGCAGCUGUACGCGCCUCCGCCGCCGCCGCCGCCGCAGCGCAAGUACGAGGUGCUCAUGGAAGCCGGCCGCCUCGCGGCCGAGUACCUGGUGGCCAAGGGCGUGCUUCCGCCGUCGUCCUUGCAGCGCGGCGCCGGCGGCGGGGCAUGGGCAGCUCCUGCUCCUCUUGCUGCGGCGGCAGCGCCACCGCAGCAGCAGCAGCAGCGAGAGGACCCUGGGUUCUAUGGCCGGAGGAGGUAUGACGACGAAUAUAGCAAUAACCCUGGCAGCCGGCCUAGGCGGAACAGCAGCAGUAGUAGCAGUAGCAGCAGCAGAGAUGAUUACAGUAGUGCUAGCUACAAUGGCAGGGGGAAGAGGAAGUAUGGGGAUUACAGGAGGGGGUAUUCGGAUUGGGGGAGGGACAGGGAGAGGGAGAAGGGGAGGGGAAGACCGAGUUCGAAUGGUUGGCGCUAUGAGGAGAAUGACGAUGAGGAUGGGGCUCCUGGUUUCCGGAGGGAGCGAAGGAGCAUUUGGGGCAAUGAUGAUGCAAGGGGCAGCGCUGCCGAGGUGUAUAGGGAUGCGACUUCAUUGAUGGGGAAGGAACUAGGGGAUUUGGAAAUGAAUGGUACCGAGUCAAAAGCUGUGAACUCUAGUGGUAAUGUUAAGGAAGCUGAUGUUCCACAAAUGGUGCAGAGUGAGAAUGAGGAGGGUGAGAUGGAGGAGGAUGGCAUGGUGUUGAGUUCACAACCAGAGGUGGUGGAGCUAGGGAUGGGCACAAAUGAUGAUGCUAAUAACUCUUCUAUUGGUGUGGAUAUGAAAACAGAAUUACAACAUUUUCCUGAUGAGGUUCCAAAUGAGAAAGGGGAAGAUAAUGAUAAAGUUUUGGUUGAGUCUUCUUUGGACAGUAUUGCUUUGCAUGAUGAGGCGACAAAUACUGAAAAUAACUUGCAUGGUGAUGAGAAUUUGCUUAAAUACUGUGACUAUGCAAAAGCUCCAACGAAGCGUAGGUCGUCACGUGCACAAAGAAAUGCAAUAGCUAUCCAAAGAGAACCAGUGGUAUCUGAAACAACCGAUCAGGUUUCUGUUGGAGAAGAUUCCCAGAUGGUACCUGACGAAGCUGCAAAUUAUAGCUCUAUGACCAACCUAAAAUCAGAAAACAGAGAGGAUGAAAUCUACCAAGAAAAUGCUGACUUUAGUACUUCCUGCAAUGAAACAUUGGAGCCGAUUAUUCUUGAAGAAAACAAAGAAUCGGCUGUGACUGGAAAUACAAUAGAAGAAAAGAAUGAUACACAGAUCCAUGUGGUCAAGGAGUCAAAGGAAGACAUAAGUGCAUCUGCAUUGGUGCCUUCUCACAAGGAUAGCUUGAUGCAAGAAACUGGCUUAUCUCCAUUGACAGCUUCUCACAAGGAUAGCUUGAUUCAGGACAACUUGUCCCCAUUGACAGAUUCUCGAAAUAAUAGCUUGAUCGAGGAAACCAAACCUACAUUGACACAUUCCCACGAGGAUAGCUUGGUUGAAGAAACCAACCUCUCAUCCUUGACAACUUCUCACAAGGACAGCUUGAUGCUGGAAACUGACUUAUCUCAGACAAUAUCUUCUCAUGAGAAUAACUUAAACUUGCAAUUUAAGGAAGGUUGUGACAUUGAUAUGAUGCCACAAGAUGUAGACUUGAUUGAGUUGUCUGAUCAACGGAGAGUUGAUGGUGAUGAACUAUUUUCAAAUGUUGGGGCAGGAACUGCCUCCAAAAUGGAUGAUGAAAAUCUAGAGCAAUCAAGUCCAUUUAAAAUAUGUGACCAGAACUUGAUUGGUGGUACUGAGGUUUCUGUGAUACACAAUAAUCCUUGUUUGGCCCAAUGCUCAGCAGAAGGAUCUUGCACGGAGUCACAGAAAAAACAUCAGCAAGAUUUUGUAACCACCUCAGGCGAUAUUGCCGGCAGUACAAAUAAAAUAUGCCAACUUCCAUUAGACAACAAGGGUGUCCAAGUAAUUGAUAUAGAAGAUGACACGCCGAUUGAAGUUGGUGGCUAUGAUUCUUCAAAAGCAAAGAGCGACAUGAUAUGCUCUAGCAUGGAUAACAUGAUGGGCCCUGUUGUACACGGUGGUGAUCUUCCUGGUAUUCAAGAUGGUUACAAUCUUGCAAUUUCUGAUUACCUUGGUGCUGAUAUAUCAUGCUACCCAUCAAUGCCAUCAGAUCUUCAUGCUGGUAUAGGUGGUAAUGAAUCUGAGGGUAUCACUGUCAUGGAUGAUCCAAUAUACGGUUCUCUCUCUGAUAUUGGUUUCAUGGAUGUCUGGGGGCAGCCAACUCAGGACUAUGGGAAGUUCUUCUAGGCCGCUGCUGAAGAAGGCUGACAUUGUCCUGGAACUUCACAAAUAAACCUGAGUAGUCGUAGCGUAGGCGAGAAUAAGUAGAUUGUGCCUCGUCUAAAAGAAAAAUGCCUGUAUCGGUCUCAGUUUAGCGUUGGUGUCAGGUUGGGGGGUGAAUGGAAAUGGUUAAUCAUCAAAGGUGUAGUGUGUAAAGCCAAACAGCCGGACACAGGAUUGAUAGAUUCGCUUGUUUUUUUUUCCCCUGGUUCUGUAGAAUGUGUCCAUUGGAUCGGUGUAUGCAAGUUGCUAGAGGUAAAGCUGCGUCUGGACAUAACGAGCGUACAUUUUGAUCCGAGAUACUAGGGUGUUUGAGAUAGCUUAGUUUAAAGAAUUAUCUGAUUUUUUUCAGCUACUUGACAAUCUAAACGACUGAAUUACCUGUUACAUAGUAAAAGCUCUUUUUAAUAUAGCACAGUGGGAGCCUCUUCCGUAGU
This is a messenger RNA of Oryza brachyantha (malo sina), 3280 nucleotides long. RefSeq lists its product as uncharacterized. Bases 414 to 2810 code for a protein of 798 amino acids. NCBI's taxonomy places the organism in Eukaryota, Viridiplantae, Streptophyta, Magnoliopsida, Poales, Poaceae. The transcript is spliced from 5 exons. The record is from RefSeq and is a predicted model, not a curated record.